AUGAAAAUAAAAGUUAUCAACUGGAACAUUAGGGGUCUGAACGAAGCUGAGAAGAGAAGUACAGUGAAGGCAUUGAUGGGUAAGUGGAAGCCAGAUGUUCUCUGUCUACAAGAGACAAAAAUUGUAGACUGGUCUUCUUCUAUGAUUCAACAAAUGUGGGGUAAUCGAUGGGCAAAUUGGGCAGAGCUUAAAGCAUGUGAGUUCAGAUGGUGUUACACAGGGGUAUAUGGACCCCAUACUAAUCCAGAUAGGGAGGUACUAUGGCUUGAACUUGCAGCUCUCAGAGGUAUCUGGGACGAGCAAUGGGUUAUUGGUGGUGACUUUAACGGUGCUUUCUACACUUGGUCCAGGGGUGAAGAUUCUAUUCAAGCUUCCAGAAUUGACAGGUUUCUGUUCUCAUCGGAAUGGAAUGACACCUUCAAGGAUAUAAAACAAAUUGCUCUCCCUAAAGUAACCUCAGAUCACAGACCAAUACUCUUGGAAAAUGGAGACUGGGAAGUCGGCCCUUUUUACUUCAAAUUCGAAAAUAUGUGGUUGCAAGAGGUAGGAUUCUUGGAUAAAAUCAAGGAGUGGUGGCAAAAUUACUCUAUCGAGGGCACUCCAGAUUUCGUCCUGUCGCAGAAAUUGAGAUGUCUCAAAAAAGACAUCACUGACUGGAAUAGAGAAACUUAUGGCAAGUUAGAAACCAGGAAGAGUAAAGCCUUGGAUGAGCUUAUGGCAAUUGAGCAGGCCUCUGAAAACAGACUCACAACCCAAGCAGAGAAAGAGAAGAUAUUGUCUUUAAAAAUGGAAUUGUUACAGAUUGCAAAAGCUGAGGAAGUGUCUUGGAGGCAAAAGUCUAGAUGUCUCUGGCUUAAAGAGGGUGACAGGAACACGAAAUAUUUCCAAAGGGUCGCUAACUCAUGUAGGAGGAACAACCAUAUCAAAAAAUUGAUGGUGGGGGACGAGAUCAUUGAAGAUAAAGAUCAGAUCAAAAGUAAAAUUCUUGAUUUUUACCAGAAUCUUUACACUGAGAAUGAGCAAUGGAGGCUAACUGCUACCUUUGAAGAUCUAACAUGCAUCUCUCUAGAAGAGAAAGAAUGGUUAGAGAAAGCUUUUGAAGAAGAUAAAUUUUUUAAAGAAUAA
Nicotiana tabacum (common tobacco) is the source of this 1125-nucleotide messenger RNA. The record is from RefSeq and is a predicted model, not a curated record. NCBI's taxonomy places the organism in Eukaryota, Viridiplantae, Streptophyta, Magnoliopsida, Solanales, Solanaceae.